Molecule: messenger RNA, 498 nt
Organism: Bipolaris zeicola 26-R-13
Lineage: Eukaryota; Fungi; Ascomycota; Dothideomycetes; Pleosporales; Pleosporaceae
Exons: 2
Coding region: 1-498 (165 amino acids)
Cellular component (GO): cytosol; endoplasmic reticulum
Source: RefSeq, a predicted model, not a curated record
AUGGCCUCAACCGCCGCAAAGCGCCUCUUCAAAGAAUACCGAGCCCUCUCCUCCGACCCCCCCGAGGGCAUAACCGCGGGCCCCAUAAACGAAGACGACAUGUUCAUCUGGGAAGCGCUGAUUCAAGGUCCCGAGGGCACACCGUUUGAAGGCGGCGUGUUCCCUGCUGAACUGCGUUUUCCAAAGGAUUAUCCGCUUGCGCCGCCGAAAAUGAAGUUUCUUACUGAUAUGUGGCAUCCGAAUGUCUAUCCCAACGGCGAAGUCUGCAUCUCGAUUCUCCACGCGCCAGGCGAAGAUCCAAUGCAAUACGAACAAGCGUCGGAAAGGUGGUCGCCGAUACAGAGUGUGGAGAAGAUACUGAUUAGUGUGAUGAGUAUGCUGGCCGAGCCGAAUGAUGAGAGUCCGGCGAAUGUGGAUGCGGCGAGGAUGUGGAGGGAGAAGAGGGCCGAGUAUGAGAGUAUUGUUCGGACCAAUGUGAGGAAGAGUUUGGGCUUGUGA